Molecule: messenger RNA, 2239 nt
Organism: Leptonychotes weddellii (Weddell seal)
Lineage: Eukaryota; Metazoa; Chordata; Mammalia; Carnivora; Phocidae
Source: RefSeq, a predicted model, not a curated record
CUGAGAAAAGAGUGCCAGCAAUGCCUGGAUCUCCUGUGGAAGUGAAGAUACAGUCAAGAUCCUCACCUCCCACCAUGCCACCCCUGCCACCAAUAAAUCCCGGAGGGCCCAGGCCAGUGUCAUUUACUCCUACAGCAUUAAGCAACGGUAUCAACCAUUCUCCUCCUACCCUGAAUGGUGCCCCAUCACCACCACAGAGAUUCAGCAAUGGUCCUGCCUCUUCCACAUCGUCGGCACUAACAAAUCAACAGUUACCAGCCACUUGUGGUGCUCGGCAGCUCAGCAAAUUGAAACGCUUCCUUACCACUCUGCAACAGUUUGGCAAUGACAUCUCACCUGAGAUUGGGGAGAAGGUGCGGACUCUUGUUCUGGCACUGGUGAACUCAACAGUAACAAUUGAAGAAUUCCAUUGCAAGCUCCAAGAGGCUACAAACUUUCCUCUUCGUCCUUUUGUGAUUCCAUUCCUCAAGGCCAAUCUGCCCCUGCUGCAGCGAGAACUGCUGCACUGCGCUCGAGCCGCCAAGCAGACCCCAUCCCAGUACCUGGCUCAGCACGAACACCUUCUGCUCAGCACAAGUAUUGCGUCACCUGCUGAUUCUUCCGAACUGCUCAUGGAAGUGCAUGGAAGUGCAAAGAGGCCCAGUCCAGAAAGGAGGGAAGAGAACAGUUUUGAAAGAGAUACAGUUCCUCCUGAGCCUCCGGCCAAGAGAGUGUGCACCAUCAGCCCUGCUCCCCGGCACAGUCCUGCCCUCACUGUGCCCCUCAUGAAUCCUGGGGGCCAGUUCCAUCCUACUCCUCCACCUCUUCAACACUACACCUUAGAAGAUAUUGCAACUUCACAUCUGUAUCGUGAGCCCAACAAGAUGCUAGAACAUCGAGAAGUUCGUGAUAGACACCACAAUCUUAGUCUAAAUGGAGGCUAUCAAGAUGAGUUGGUAGACCACCGUUUGACAGAAAGGGAAUGGGCUGAUGAAUGGAAACAUCUUGAUCAUGCUCUGAAUUGCAUUAUGGAAAUGGUAGAGAAGACAAGGCGCUCCAUGGCAGUUCUGCGGCGCUGUCAGGAAUCUGAUCGUGAAGAACUCAACUACUGGAAAAGACGAUGUAAUGAAAACACAGAGAUGAGGAAGACAGGGAGCGAGUUGGUCUCCAGGCAGCACAGUCCUGGGAGCGCCGAUUCUCUCAGCAAUGAUUCGCAGCGGGAAUUCAACAAUAGGCCAGGAACAGGAUAUGUACCUGUGGAGUUUUGGAAAAAAACUGCUUUCGCAUACACCUGGACUGCGCUUCACAGGAUUUUUUGCAGGUCAAGAAUUUCAGAUGACGUCUUACUGCAUACCCUUCUGCUGGGUCAUCCUGAGGCAUUAAAAGCUGUGAAUAAGGUGAAAAUUCAGGCCAUGUCAGAAGUACAGAAAGCUGUUGCUGAGGCAGAACAAAAAGCCUUUGAAGUGAUUGCAACAGAGAGAGCUCGGAUGGAGCAAACCAUAGCGGACGUCAAACGGCAGGCUGCGGAGGAUGCCUUCCUCGUCAUAAAUGAGCAAGAAGAGUCAACAGAGGUCAGAGUUCUGUUAGCCCUGGGGGCUGGGGGGGCCGGGGCUGGGGCAGCUGCAGUCCCCGAGCCCACUGUUUUCUUCUUAAGUGCUAGGCAGUAAGAUAAAAUGGUCAGCUCUUGAACUAGAUGAUUAUAAUUUUUAUCUAGUACCAGAAGAAUUUUGUUUCUUAAUUAUUAUAUUCUUAGAUAAAUCAGCACAUUGUAUCAGUUUCAAUUUUGAAAACUCACCCUGAAGACAGGGUGGAAUUACAUGAUUAUGAAGGCUACCUUUGACUAGUGGGCUCACCAGGUACCAGAGACACAGAGUUAAGUGUAUGUGCUGCCUUUUUGAUCCUCACAGUGACCCUAUGAGGUAGGUAUUGUUGGGUUCUGAUUUUACACAGAGGAAACUGGGGCUUAAGGAAUUUUCACUGAUGUAAUCCCUCGGUGCUGAAGCCAGGGUAGGGGUAAGGAGAUGCAGGGCCCUAUAGCAUUUGGUCUGUUUAUAAAGAGGAUAGUUCUUGCGUGGAUUGAAGUGACAUACCGGGCAGACCUGCCCACCUCUCCAAGACCCAAGGCCCAGCACAUGGUGAUGUUUCUAUCCAGGACACUUCUACCACAGUGAGGACAAAAGUAAAACUGAAAAGAAAAAGUGUAUGACAAAAAUAUCAUAAUAGUCCUUUGGAAUAUAAUAAAGUUCUUCUGUAAUUUUCA